Cavia porcellus (domestic guinea pig) is the source of this 2405-nucleotide messenger RNA. RefSeq names its product TIMP metallopeptidase inhibitor 4 (gene Timp4). Lineage: Eukaryota; Metazoa; Chordata; Mammalia; Rodentia; Caviidae. The record is from RefSeq and is a predicted model, not a curated record. Gene Ontology annotation, biological process: response to cytokine; negative regulation of endopeptidase activity; response to hormone. Gene Ontology annotation, cellular component: extracellular matrix. The coding region runs from base 106 to 780 and encodes 224 amino acids. Gene Ontology annotation, molecular function: metalloendopeptidase inhibitor activity; protease binding. The transcript has 5 exons.
GCCACCUCAUAAAGCCUGGCCAGGAGCGUAGCCUGGUCUGGAGGAGUCCUGGAAGGGUGGUUCAGUCCCACAGCCUCAUAGGCCUUGAAGGGUCGCUACAGCGUCAUGGGCUGGAGCCCUCCGGCCCCACCCAGCUGGGCGCUACUGCUAAGGCUGUUGGUGUUGCUGCAGCCCUGGGGGCUGGGCGAGGCAUGCAGCUGUGCUCCCGCACACCCGCAGCUGCACGUCUGCCGCUCCGCACUGGUUAUCCGGGCCAAAAUCUCCAGUGAGAAGGUAGUUCCUGCCAGCGAAGACCCUGCUGACACUCAAAAAAUGAUCCGGUAUGAAAUCAAACAGAUAAAGAUGUUUAAAGGGUUUGAGAAAGUCAAGGAUGUUCAGUACAUCUAUACACCUUUGGACUCUUCCCUUUGUGGUGUGAAACUAGAAGCCAACAGCCAGAGGCAGUAUCUUUUGACUGGCCAGGUCCACAGUGAUGGGAAAGUGUUCAUUCAUCUGUGCAACUACAUCAAGCCCUGGGAGGACCUAACCUUGGUGCAGAGGGAAAGUCUGAAUCAUCACUACCACCUCAACUGUGGCUGCCACAUCACCACCUGCUACACAGUGCCCUGUACCAUCUCAGCCCCCAAUGAGUGCCUGUGGACAGACUGGCUGUUGGAACGGAAGCUCUAUGGGUACCAGGCCCAGCAUUAUGUCUGCAUGAAGCAUGUGGAUGGCACCUGCAGUUGGUACUGGGGCCACCUGCCCCCCAGGAAGGAGUAUGUUGACAUCAUCCAGCCCUAGUGGGGACUAGUAGCCCCAUGUGCUUUUUAAGAGUCCUGAAGAUCAAGCCAGUUCUCCUUCCUUGUGAAACUCUAUCAACACCUGGCCAGUUGUUGCCCACCAAGGGACAGCCUGGUCAGCAUCACAGCAGGGGUGGCGCAUGUUAGAGCUUGUGCCUAAGACCCCACCCUAUGGCCCACCAAGGACUGGAGAAGGCAGCAUGAGUUUUCUGUCUUACCUUCAAGCCCACAUCCCAUUAAUCUAGCUUACAUCUGUUACUGAAAGUUUUGAUUCUGGCUUUGUUUAUUUUCCAAAGUCAGAACUAUUCCCUUUUUCCCCAUGGCAAUGUGUUUUCCUUUCCCUUAACUGACCCGAGAGAGGAGAAAAGGAAUGUUAUUCACAGAGAUGAUAUGACCUUGUGAUAUGCAAUGCAGAAGUGUGGGGUUGAUGGUAUCAUAAACCGGCUGACUGGCAGGAAUGAAUGAUUUACUGCAGCCGUGUAUCCUCUACUCCUCUUGUCUCAGUGGUUCUAAUCCUGUACACUUCCAGAUAUACCUUGGCACACAGAAUCACUUGAUUCGAGAGUUAGGACAACCUAACCUCUCUCCCUGCGCUGUGACCCUCAGCACCAUUCCCAGUGAAGGUCUGAUCCUGUUAGCACACUCCACGGACAAGAGAAGGCCUCCUAUACAAGAGCAGACAUUUUCUUCCAGGUUAACUGUCCCGAAUGGCCUUGACUGAUCUCUAGAGGGCUUCUCUUCUGUCCCCUUCACAUUACUAGUGUCCUGAUUGCUACUUCAUGAUGCUUUUAAGCCAAAAAAGCCUUUCUCUAGUAGAACUGAAAUCCCUCCUACAUCACCUCAGAGAGAUGCUCAUUUCCUGAGGGGAAAUUUUAGGACCAGUAUCUCUACUCUUAGAGGGAAAAGGAGGUGGGGGCAGGGAGAGAGACCACUUGCAUUUGAUGUAGUUUUCCAGUGGUCAGCAUUGCUGGGAUUACUGCAGGAAAAGCCAGCUCUGAUACCCAGAAUGCCCUCCAUCUCCUGGACUCCCUGAGGUCUCCACCACAGACUCCUUAGGGUUUCUUGGCCUCUGCAAGCCUUCUGGACUUGCCCUGAAUGAGAAAACCCUGAUAUUGGCUUCUAAGAUUUAUUAUGGACAAAUGCCUAACAUCUACAGUCUCUCCCCAGGGAAGCUCAGGCGAAGAUGAUAGAUAGGGCUAGUUCUCAGAGCAAAUGUUGUGCUCCUCUCCUCUGUAUGGUCUGCUGGUGCAGGGCCUCAGACAGCAUGCAGAAGGCACCUCUGGACUUACAGAAGUUCUGUGAAUGGCAUUCCCAUAGCCGACGGGAGGAGGCAGAGGGAACAAGGGAGCUCUGGGCCAUGGCUAGGUAAAGCAGGGUUCCUCAACUGAUCACGUCUGCCUUGGACAGAGGGGAUAGAAAGGAUGACAGGAGUUUGAGCUCCAGGUUGUCCCGGAGGAAAAGCAAUAGCCUUCUUACCAACCAGCCGUGCCAUCUCUCUGUUCCUCCCACCAUCCUAGGAUGAAUCGAGAACAGCUCUAAGGUUCACUCAGCCUUAUCACUGACUGGAGGAAGCUGAAGGAAUAAAGUCUGGAAUAAAGUCUCAGGAGUGCUUCACAUUUUACAGAA